Molecule: messenger RNA, 3173 nt
Organism: Pogona vitticeps (central bearded dragon)
Lineage: Eukaryota; Metazoa; Chordata; Lepidosauria; Squamata; Agamidae
Source: RefSeq, a predicted model, not a curated record
CCUUUUAUGUGACGAACACUCCAUGCCAAAAUAAUUCACGCCAAACAAUAUCAGGAACUAUUCUGUGUGGCCUCCAUAGCCACCCACCCACCUCAGCAAUGAUGGCCUUGGCUGAUUUUCACUACACCACAGGGAUCAGCAGUGGAUUCAAGGUCUACAUCUUGGAAGGUCACCCUUCUUUUGAGAAUGAGCAGAGGUUCCAACGCCUCCCAUCCCAUCGGUUUCCUGUCUAUUCAAUCAAGCGCAAGCUCAGUGUUGAUGCCAGAAGAAGCCCGGAUCCCAUCCUGGAGAGGCAGAAGGUGUCGAAAAUGAUGAGGCGCUCCACGUGUGGGCCUGUAGCAAGCUCUCAAGAACAGGUGGCUCUGCCUGCUUCACAACUCCCAGGUCUGCCCCCGGCUGUGUCCUGUGUUACCACACCCAGAACCGAGCCUUGCAGGGAUUCUUCUCCAGUGCUUCACCCAUCCUGCCCUCACAGAUGCCCCUUGAGGAAGCCUCUGGUGGAUCCUGCCUCCCUCACCAUGUCCCAGUUGCAGCAAAUGCGUCCUUCUGUCAUCACCUGUGCCCCCCGCCGGAGCUGCCCAGAGACACGUCCAAGCCUCAGUCCCCCGAUCUCCCCAAUUAAUCAGAAGAGCAACACAACCCCAGAUUCUCCCCGCUCACAGAGGCUUCCGCCAUGGACCACCAGCCCAGCAGGGCCUUCUGCCCGAUUCAGUAGAGAAUCAUCUCAGAAGGAGAAAAUCCAGGAAGCAGACGAGACUCUUUCCCCCAUUCCUUGAUCGUCCUUGGCUUUGUCCUUGGCACUACUGUACAGCCCCAACCUUCCUCAACCCCCAGGGCUUCUUAAUAUUUUGGCGUACCUCUUCCAUCAUCCAGGCCCAACACAUCUGGAAAGUCUGCCAGGCUGGGGCAUGGUUGGUGUGUCUCAUUCUUUCUAGGGCUGGACCCAGAAGUCCUGAUUGCCUCCUUUCCACCCUCCUUAUUUCUUGGAAGCUGCUGUUCCUCCUGUUCUAUCAUGGGCCUUCCUUCAAAAACUCUUUAGUACAACCUCUUAUUCCUUUUUCUGCCCUGUGUAUGUCUCAUGGGCCCACCCACUAGUCUUUUUCAGUGCCUGCUAGAGCUCAACCACAUACCCACAAAUUUCACCGAUUCUCUCUCUCUCACACACACACACACACAAACACACAUACAAGCUGGAGAAUCUUGAUUCUUUGGGUUUUACGAUUCUCCUCUUUUAAAAAACAGUUUUUUAAAAGACAAAAUGUUUGUGACAUUCCUGCCACAUCUGUUUUGAUUUUGAGAAGUUGGUGUGGGCCUUGGAGGAUCUUAGGUUUGGGAAAAAUAGGUCCCAAACUUGCAGAGUUUGCCCAUUUCUGCUUUAAACCCACUGCUGUUUUUUAAAAAACAAACAAACAAACCCUAGUUUGGUUCCAAAGGAAUUUCACUUCCAAAUCAGGGUCCUUUUCCUCACAUCAAAAUGUUAGUGGGGGUAUUACAGCUCAAUUCCCCAGCCCUCAUGGAUUCUACGAACUUUACUCUUUUUUAAAAGGGUAAUAUUUGUAAUAUCUGCACCUAAGAGAAGAAUCUCCUUGCAGCGUCCUUGCUGUCCUCUUCCAGGAGAGUCUAAAAAUUUUGGCAGCUGGAUUGGUGCAUAUCAACAAAUAAGAAACAGGUCUUUUUUUAAGGGAAUGGCUCUUGAUUGCCUAUACAAUUCCAAAUUACUCUCAAAAAAUUGCAUUGCUCUAUAACAAGGAUAGCUUGCAACAAGAUACUGUUCUUAGGUGAAUCCACAUCUCUCCCAGUGGCCCAGGAGGACAGCAGUUAAGUUCAGAGGGAACACAGCAGUCUAAAGGACAUGACAGAUAAUGUAAUAGUCCCUGGUAAUCAGAAAGUCCAAGGAUUUCAACCUGACAAGCCCUAGCUCCAUUGUGCGACUAGAUGUAUACUGCUUUUGUUAUGUGGAAGCUCCAUUUAGAUAUCCUACACACUCUUAUCUAUCCCAGUCCUUAUAAGCAAUAAUCCUUAUGUAGAUCAAACAGUACUAGCAAAGGUUAAGAGGGGGAAAGAGCCCAAAAAACCCACGACAACCGUUAAGAGGGGAGCUGCCAGGUGAACCUGAGGAAAUGCUAAGGUUUGCAGAAGUACAAAAUCAUCUUGAGGGAGAAUGUGUUUGCAAAGGAAAAUCCCAAAAUAGUCAAUGGCCAAAGAAGAAUGGUUGCAAACUAAAAAUGGAAACCUGAUGGGGAGUAGAAAGGAGUACAGCAAGACUCCCUUAUUUGCAGGAUCAGUAUCUGCUGAUUCAUUUAUCCAUGGUCUGAACAUAUUAAAAAAUAUUGAAAGAAAAAUCCUAGAAAUAUAUAUUUCUAAAGAUGAAAUUUCUAGAAUUGGCCAUAAGGGAGCGGGAGAGCAUGCUAUUUAUAAUGUUUGCUAUUAAAACAGCAUUCACUAUAAUCCAAAUUUUCACCAUCCAUCCAAGGUGGCUUGGAAUCAUUUCCCAUGGAUACAAGUAUCCUGCUGUAUUCUAGAAAACAGUCGGAAUUAAAUAGUGAACAGGUGCAUUGCAUGCUGCAACAUUUUGUAGCAUGAUUCAUAUGUGGAACUGGAGCACACACAGUGGCUGUAUACUAGACUCUUCCUCUCUAGACAGAGAGUAAGAUUUCAGUCUACAAGUCUUUCCCAAAAGGAGGCAGGGGAGAAGAUAAAGAUAAAUAAGCUAAAGGUCAACAUUAACCUAGGCCAGGGCAGGAAACGACUGAGCUGGCCAAAGCUGUCCUGGCAGUGAAAUGAAAAAACAAAUUCAGGCUCUGAUCAGCCCUGGAAUGGAGAACUGAAACGCAGUCUUCCCUCGGAGAGAAUCUCAGCCAAUGAAACCAAGAGAAUGCCUCAAAGACACUUUCUGUUUUGGUUUCCUCUGGGCAAACAUGUGAGGGAUUUACGAGAAAAAUGCAAGAAAGGGGAAAUGGCAGCUGAGUCACUCUGCAUGCAGGAGCAGGACCGACAAGGAAGCUCUGGGAGAAGAAGUGGACCAGGAACCUUUGUCCCUGGGCGAUUAAAUCCAAGACCAAAGACUUUCUGCACGAGACUCUCUCAGGCACACUGAAGGGGAACUUUCCCACGUCUGCACACACGCAUACCCCCACACAGUUUUUUAUUUGUAAUUCAUGAGUUUCAAUAAA